This is a messenger RNA of Apis florea (little honeybee), 1779 nucleotides long. RefSeq lists its product as uncharacterized. Gene Ontology annotation, biological process: arachidonate secretion; phospholipid metabolic process. Gene Ontology annotation, molecular function: A2-type glycerophospholipase activity. The record is from RefSeq and is a predicted model, not a curated record. Lineage: Eukaryota; Metazoa; Arthropoda; Insecta; Hymenoptera; Apidae.
AUAGAAGAAGAAGGUGAUUGAACCCGUGACAGCCAUGAAGGAAACGCGUGCAUACUUUGAGAAAAUUUGUCGCAGUUCACGGAAGUGCACGAUUUAUGGAAGAAUUUAAAUCGUCUCAUCGAGCAGUCUUUGCUACUUUCGCUCGAGGACCGUGCAGAUGAGCGUGUUAUCAAGGGGAAGAAGGCGAAUCGUUGGGAUCCGGUACCCGAUGCUGCCGGCAUUGGGGCUGCUCCUGGUGUUGACGGACGCCGGAGCUGUUCACCAACAGUCGAACCUUCUCCUAUCCUACACGAACGCGUCGUUUGGGGCCACGUCUGAUCGCGGUAUUUCAAUCACCAGGGUUCUGCAGGACGGGGAACUCGAACGUGUGAUCCGGUUGCCUGGAAUUUGCGCCAAGGAGACCAUCGUCAAUUGGGGAUACACGGACGUAGCAUUGAGACAAGUGUGGAUACAGAAGACGGGCAGAAAAUUGCAAUUGAUAUACGAGGGUGGCACGUUGACCGACUGCAUGGACGACAUACUCACAGAUAGCGAUGAGAGAUCUUGUACGUCGCAUUUGGACGACGAUUAUGAUGACGAGAUAUCCGUGGAAUUGUUCGAGGUGGACGGCCAGGAGGAUGCAUCGAGGAUCCCCCAGGAUCUGUCCUGGCUCUCCUCCGUGUCCAACUUACGUCAUCGAUGCACCCACGUAAGGAACAGGGCGCGAAAUCAACUGAUUUCUCAGCAUCGGCGAAGGAAAUAUUCAAAGCUUUUAAAUGGAACGAAUAGCGGCCACCGUCAGAGACGAGGUAAAAGCCGUUCGCGAAGAGACUUGUUGAUGAUCCCAGGAACACAAUGGUGCGGCCGUGGUCAUCGGGCCACGAAAUAUACGAACUUAGGCGGUUUUGGCACAGCAGAUGCUUGCUGUCGAAGACACGACACGGCGUGUCCCUUUUUCAUCCCGGCUUUCGAGACACGCUACGGUUUCUUCAAUUGGGGUAUUUCAAGCAUGAUGCAUUGUGCCUGUGAUGAACGAUUUCGAACGUGUUUGAAGAUGGCGGGCACAGCAUCGGCAAAUUUUAUCGGCAAGAUUUUCUUUGAUGUUUUAAGAACGAAAUGUUUCAUAUUGAAACCACAAAAGGUUUGUACGAAAUGGUCCUGGACGGGCAAAUGCCAGCAUUAUGAAUAUCGAAAACAGGCUCAUGUUCGCGAUAAUGUUCCUUAUCAUUAAAAUGGAAAAGUAGCGGGUAUGUUUGGGGAUAUUCUUUUUCUAGAAAUGUCAAUACCAAUUCUCAGGGAUGUAAUAAUUUAUCGAAAGUGUUCGACCAUGACUUGAAGGGAUGCAGGACAGCAGAUCAAAGAUAAAAACAAUCAUCCUCUUUAACCGUUUAACUACAUGAAUGACAAUACAUAGUGAUCACGAUAGAAAAUUUAAGCAUUAUAUUAAACAGAUUUGAAACAAUUUAAUAUAUUUCUCGCAAUUUUUCUCAAAUAAUGUUGAGUUAAUUUUGAUUUGCAAUAAAAAAAUAAAUUCAAAUAUCUGAAAUAUCCCAAAUAACAAUCAUAAAUCUGAUAUGUAAUAAAAAUUUAUAAUAGAAAUUUUCAAUUUUUGAUUUUUCAAGAUCAAAUUCUCUUUAAAUGUAAAAAAUAAUAAUAAUAAAAAAAAAAAAAGAAUAAAUGAAAUCGAGAAAUGAAAUCGUUUGAAAUAGACAGGGUAUCAUUUCUAUUAUCUAUAUCUAUAUGCUAACUAUGUAGUCUUUAUUGUUCUCAAAGAUGCCAAAUAAAUUAUUCUGUAGAUAA